Melanotaenia boesemani (Boeseman's rainbowfish) is the source of this 4411-nucleotide messenger RNA. It is a transcript of the gene lepr, whose product is annotated as leptin receptor. Gene Ontology annotation, biological process: cytokine-mediated signaling pathway; immunoglobulin mediated immune response. Gene Ontology annotation, cellular component: external side of plasma membrane. Gene Ontology annotation, molecular function: protein binding; cytokine receptor activity. The record is from RefSeq and is a predicted model, not a curated record. Bases 196 to 3525 code for a protein of 1109 amino acids. Lineage: Eukaryota; Metazoa; Chordata; Actinopteri; Atheriniformes; Melanotaeniidae. The transcript is spliced from 20 exons.
AGAGGCAGCCGCUUCCUCUCGCUGGAAAGUGCAACUGAAUUUUAGGCAUAAAAAACGACAUCAGCGUGAGGAAUUGAAAACCUUCCUUUCGAGGACAUCCUCAUCACCUCCCAGCUGUGAACUGAUUCAGUUGCAUUAGAGGACGCGACUACGGGAAACCUGAAUGGGAAACUUCCACGAAGCUCCUCAGCAAAGAUGGUUCGGUCAGUAAUGUUGAAAGUCCUGAUGCAUAUUUUCCUGCUACCCCAUGCGGGUGUUCAGUGUUUGAUGCCUGAGGACAAAGCCUUUCCUCUUCCAGCUGCCUUUAAGCUCCCUUGGCGAGAUGAGCUGUGCUGUGAUUCACCUCUUGUCCAGUUCAGUGUAAAGGGAGGUGCCAUGCAUGCAGCAGAGACAAACUGUUCUGAAUCUAACCUCCCACACUGUCCCCGCUGCAACUUCAGGAACUCAAGGGAAUCGCAGCCUAAUGAGCCGCCUGGCGGUACCUGUUUGGACAUACAGUGCAGAAUCGGUGAAAGUUGGCCAAAUUUGACUUGUGAAUUUCAGCAUCACAACCAACCAUCAGGAACCCUGAGGGCUGGGCGUACGGUUGUCAGUUUUCAGCAGCUGUUUGAGAAAAACAGCACGGAAGUGUCCAAUCCAGCAUCUAUGUAUCCUAUUGUUUGUAAAGGGGAGGAUACCAUAGUGUGCUCACUCCAUGUUGACCCUGCAAGAAAUUUUGUCACCAUGGUAACCGUUAAUAUCUCCAAUGCCAUGGCUCCACCAGUUCUGCUCAGAAAUCUUGCCGUACCUGUAAAGCCAAGCCCUCCUGUCAGCCUGUCUCACUUUCAGACUAAUAAAGCAGAACUCAUUGUCCAGUGGAAAGACCCAUCAGACUUUAGCUCUGGUCCACUGAGAUAUGAGGUUCAAUACUCCUUCAGUACCACCCACCCAACCAUACAGGUGGUGUCUGUUUCUGAUCAGCCCAGGGUUUCUCUGCAUCUGGAGCCCUUUGUGAAAUACACUAUUCAGGUUCGCUGCUCCAGCCUGGAAGAACCUCCACUGUGGAGCAACUGGAGCAAACCUCACUUCAUCUACCUGGGAGAAGUGAGUUACAUCCCUGAACAAGUGGUGGCACAAACAGGGGAGAAUGUAUCAGUGUAUUGUGUAUUCAAUGACCGCAGGAUGAACGCCAGCACAGCCGUGUGGAAGUUAAAUGGCAAAGAGCUUGAUCACAGUCUGUCCCACCCGGUUAACGAGUGGGUCAGCCAGAUUACAUUCUGUGCAUCUGAGACUGGGCUGUAUGACGAGCUGCAAUGCAAAAAUAAUUUUUCGAUACCUUACAGUCAGAUCUAUGUACAAGGGGGUUUCAUUGAUAUAAACUGUAUGACCAGCGGUGACAUCGAUGCUAUGAAAUGCAAGUGGACAAACAAAGAACGACAUACACUUAUAUUAUUUUUUGAGUGGACUAGUUUAACAUGUGACAUGAUGAAGGAGGUGGAAAGUUCUGGCAAGGAAGUGUUGAAGGAUAGCUCUUCUUGCAAGGCGGUGAAAUCCUCAGACAAGUUCUGCACCAUUAGUCCUCUGAAAGUAAGCUACUGCUACAAACUAUGGAUGGGGCUGUGUGAGAAGGAUAGCAGUUCCACGGAGUGUACCAUCCAGUCCAAGCCCAUCUACAUAUCACCUUUGGAUCAUGUCAAACCUCACCAACCAACAAAUGUGAUGGCAAACAGCAAGAGCAGUGGGGUCCUGAAAGUAACUUGGGUGCGUCCGAAACUGCCUGUUCAGAGCCUCCAAUUUCAAUACCGCUUGAGAUCCACUGAUACAGAGAACUGGAAGGUCCAGGGUCCGUUGCAGUCUCACUGGGCAGAGGUUGUGGUACCAAAUAUGUGCAAAGUGUACAUAGUUCAAGUACGCUGCAUGCUCAAAAGUGGGAAAGGCUACUGGAGUGAUUGGAGUGACUCUGUUAAGUCUAUACCUGAAAAUAGCAGAGUUCCUGAACGUGGCCCUAAUUUCUGGAGAAUUCGUCAAGAUGCCACCGACAGAAACCACUCGAACAUCACUGUGCUGUUUGAGUCUUUCCCGGUAUUUUGGAACUCCUACUGUGUGGAUGGAUUUAUUAUUCAGCAUCUGUACUCAGAUGGAUCUAUCCAGAGAGAAAGGAUCAGUCAGUUGUCUCCCUACAGCUUUGACUGGAAUCAGGAGCACCAUACUGUGACUGUGGAGGCCUUUAAUAGUCUGGGAAGCUCCAUCAACAACAUAAACAUGACCCUGGAGAAACAACCUAAACGUCGCUGUGUGAAGUCGUUUCACGUGGUACUUAAAAACAGCACCUGUGCAUCUCUGUCAUGGAGCUUGUUAGACAGCAGCUCUGUGCCUCAGUUCAUGGUGGUUCAGUGGUUCCCACAAAGGCGGCAAAACCUUAAGGACUAUGACUGGAGUCAAAAUUCAUGGGUCAGACUACCCUACACCGUUUUUCCCGUCUAUAUACACAGAGUUUUUUUGUUUGAAGAGUACAACUUCCAUUUGUACCCUGUGUUUUCUGAUGGGGAAGGGGAGCCAGUAAUCACUUCAGCAUCCAGAGGAGGGUCUACAGCCUAUGGGAUGCUGAUGUCCAUCUCUUUCCUUUGCACCUUCCUGUUGGUCACCCUGUUUUUCUUCCAAAAACCGAUGAAAAAGUUAGUGUGGAAGGAUGUCCCCAACCCAAACAAAUGCUCAUGGGCUAAAGGACUAGACUUCAAAAAGAUGGACUCUUCUGGUAACCCGUUUCAGUCUCUGGAAUGUUUGCAAGCUUUGCCACCGCUCCUGCCCUCCGAGGAUAUUUCCAAAGUUAUCAUCGUUGAUAAAUCUUCAAGCGAAGGCCUAAUCCAUUCAGUUAACAAGUUGGUGGAGAGUGAGGCAUUCCUUGAUGGAUUUUCCUUCUCAAUUUCAAAUCUAAGUAGAAAUGAAUUGCCACCAAUUCAUCCCCUAGUUGACCAGCAUCCAGGAAGCUCUGACAGCUCAGCCCAGUCUUCAGUUGUAUAUGCUAAAGUGCACCCCACUGUUCAGCAGCCCAUUCAUUUUGAUCACAAGGAUGGUAGUGGCAGCAGCUCCUGUGAUAAGGAAAUUUACUCUGCCAUCAACUCAGACAUUUUAUUAUCUCUCAGCAGUGAACUGUGGGAGUCGGGCAGUUGUCACAGUACAGAGGUCAAAAAGCCCAGACGCACCUCUUUUUCCAAUACUAUGAAGGACCUGUGCAAAAUGGCAAAGCAAAUGGGUGAAGGAGGGGAAAAGGAGGAAUUAUAUUAUUUAGGCAUGGAACAUCUAGUAGAGAAUGAGGAGACCAAGGAAGAGAAGCAGAGAGGUGAGAAAACAAAAAAUGAGCUUCCUGGAAAUGCUGUCUUGCACAGACAGGACUGUUCUGUGUUGUUGCGUCCUCUGCUCCACUCGGAGAUGCGGUCAGUGUCAGCAUGUGGCUUCCCCUCGCUUUACAUGCCUCAGUGCAGAACUGCUCCAUGCACAGGGCAACUCUGUCUAACCUCAAGGAAUCAAGUCCCACCAUUGAUUUAAAAUAUGCUUCAUUAAAUUAAAUACAUUGUAAACUGUGUCAUGCUUUAGCAUUUACUAAAGAUUUACAUCGCACUACUUUGAAGAUUAAAUGAUGUGUACCCAGAAAAUAAAAAAAAAAGACAGUGGAAUUUAAGAAAGACUGUAAAAUUAUAUGCAUUAUUGCUACAAUUAUGUUCUGUGAAAAUGCACAUCAAAAAGGUACAUGCCUCAUAAAUACGUACUUCUUUUUUUGUAGUAUCAGUGACUGAUGCAGGAAAAAUAAACAAAUGGAACAAAUAGGAAUUCAAAAAGGAUGAAAAAGAUAUAUUUUUCAGGCAACAUUGACUUUUAAACAGUUACUAAAUGAAACCAGCCUGAGUGAAUAAAGGAGAUUCUUUAGACGUUCACUGCAUUCAUGGGCAGUUCAUGCAACACCUGCAUGACCUGCCCAUGUAUUUUGUGCUAUAAUGUAUUUGUAACUUUGUUUCAGUUUGGGCAAAAUAUGAGAUCUACUUUUGUCUUUGAGGGAAAUUGAAACUACUGCAAAUAUAGAAACAUUGUCAGAAAUUGUUUGUGUGAAAAGAUCUUGCUUUUUUUUUUUUAAAUUGUGGUUAUAAAGUACUGUGGAUAUUCGUCAUUUGUUUGAUAGUAGUAUUCAGUUGUUAUUGGUUAGGUGACUUUUAAUCAGUGAUGGGUUUUAAUCAGAACUGCAAAUUUUCUGAGUAAAGAUACACUAAUAUUUCUAACUUUUUCAUUCAAACAGUACCAGUAUGCAUUUAUCGGGUGUACUUUUUAUACAGUGAGCAGCAGAAAUAACAUAUCGAUUUAAUAUUGGUUAUUUUGUAAGUAUGAUCAGAUCUGCAAGAGCAGAAAAAAGACAGAAAUUGUACUAGUGACUAUUAGAAAA